This is a messenger RNA of Phanerochaete carnosa HHB-10118-sp, 882 nucleotides long. RefSeq lists its product as uncharacterized. The record is from RefSeq and is a predicted model, not a curated record. The transcript has 6 exons. Bases 73 to 819 code for a protein of 248 amino acids. Lineage: Eukaryota; Fungi; Basidiomycota; Agaricomycetes; Polyporales; Phanerochaetaceae.
CCGACUCCGGAACUGUUCAGUGUUAACGGACUCAUAGCCGUCGUCACCGGCGGAGGAACCGGCAUCGGCCUCAUGAUUGCAGCGACGUUGGAACACAACGGCGCCACCGUGUACAUUGCGGGCCGCCGACUCGAGGUUGUCGAAAAGGCUGCGCGCGAAAACAACCGCCACGGGAAUUUGAUCCCCGUCCAGUGCGACGUCACAUCGACCGAGUCCGUGCAGCAGCUAGUCGAGACUGUCAAGUCCCGGCACGGGUUCCUCAACCUGCUCGUCAACAACGCGGGCAUCGCCCGGAACCAGCUUCCCCCAGGGGGUGCCUCAGGGCCAGAGUCCGGGGACAUCAAGGCGUUCCAGAGUGCCCUGUUGAACGCCGGCCCCCGCGAGGACUUUGGUCGGACGUUCGACGUGAACGUUACGGCGGCGUACUACACGACAGUGCAGUUCCUCGAGCUCCUCGAUGCAGGCAACCGCAAACGCAACAUGCCCGGCAUCACAAGCCAGGUCGUCACUAACUUCACGAUCUCGUACACCGUCAGCAAGGCCGCGACGGUGCACCUCGGCAAGCUCCUCUCGAACAUCCUCAAGGGCUGGCAAAUACGGAGCAACGUCAUCGCGCCAGGCAUUUUCCCCUCGGAGAUGUCAGAUGGCCUAGUCUCUGAGGAUGCCAUGAAGCUGGCCGUUCCGCUCGGCCGCCAAGGUGAUAUCAACGAUAUGGGAGGGCUGAUAUUGUACCUUGCGAGUCGGGCGGGGGCCUAUAUCAAUGGCUCGGUGCAGCUGAUCGACGGCGGACGUCUCUCGUUGUUCCCUUCGACAUACUAAAAGAUUCGUACACACUACUUAUCUUGUAUAAAUUAGAGUUGUGGAAUCAUCGAUAGACUUUUG